AUGAAUUCAGAAAAUAAGGAAACUUCCGAAUUAUUAGGACUCGGCAAGUUAAAAGAUAAAUUACUAAACUUAAAUCCACUUUACAAUCGAAAAAUAAGAUUUUAUACCAGCGAACGGUUGUCGUGGGACUUAGCCGAACUAUUAAAUAAAAGUAAUCCAAGUUCUAUCAAAGUUACGCCCCCGUCAAUAAUUUCUUCGUUAACAGAAAAAGAAAAAACAAACAGUGCUGAACUGAAUCUCACUCCUUUUUUUGAAAUAAAACCAAAUGAUAUAAAAGAAGAAUUUUUACCUAAGCCAUUUGUUCGAUUAACUUUCAGUAAUAAGCCCAAUUAUUACCCAGAAAAUCAAUUAAAAAUAGUUUUGAAUUUUUGCUUAACCAUUGAUAGCGAGCCCAAUUUAAGUUUAUUCCGUGAUUUUGAGGAAAUUAUUCAAGAAUAUUCACGAGUAAUUUUUCAACACUUUUCCGAAAAUGCUCUCUGCAUUGAUGGUCCACCGGGAACCGGAAAAAGUCAACUAAUUUGUAAUUUACUGGCUAAUUCUUUGGCUGAUCAAAAAAAAGUUUUAGUAAUUUGCGAAAAAGAAGUAGCCUUAAAAGUUAUCUAUGAUAAACUAACCUCCAUCGGCCUCAAUCUCUCAAUUAUAAAGAUAAAUGAAUUAGCCCAAACUCCCCAAGUUUAUCGGGAUAUAUUAAACCACAUCGAAAAUAACCAACCAGAAAGGACUAAUCGAAACUAUUACUUCGACAGUGCCAAACAAAUUGCUGAUUUAGAAGAAAAACAAGCGUCUAAUUUAAAGAAAAUUGCUAAUUAUUGUCAAGUUGAAAACGAAUUUCAAACUUAUCGGCAAAUUUCUUUACAAGAAGUUUAUCUAAAAUUUGACAGCAAGCAGCAAUUAUCGCCAACACUAAUUCAAUUAAAUAAAUCAGUCAAAAAUAAGGAACAAUUAGAAAAAUUAAAGUUCGAUUUAGGAAAUUAUAUUAAGCAAGAGGAGGAAGAAGAGAAAUUACUAAACAACCAACAAGAAAAUAUUAAUAUAGAUAUUGAUGAUUUAGAAAAAAAUAGUAAUUUGUUAAGUUAUGCCAAAAAGUAUGUUCGCAAUAAAGAAAAAUUAACUUUAUUAUACCAUUAUCGUUCGCGUUAUCCAGAACUAAUUGAGUUUUCUAACCAAGCUUUUUAUAAUGGCAUCUUGCAGAUUGUUUCGGCCAGCGAAUUAAGAAGAAAUGAUUAUUCGCUCAUUGAAUAUCAUUACCAAACUAAGGGGUGCUGGAUAAAUACCGAAAAUCAAGUAGAGGCUCGUUACAUUAUUGAAUUAUUAAAAACUCUUCCACCGAAUAAAGAAAUUGGAAUUAUUACUUUUAAUGUCAAACAACGAGAUUUAUUGAUAGAUUCAAUUACGGAAGGAAGCAACUAUAAAAAUCUAUUUAUUAAAAAUUUGGAAGAAGUGCAAGGAGAUGAAAGAGAUAUAAUUAUUUUCUCCACUGGUUAUGGUCCGAACAAAGAAGGCAAAAUUUUUCUUAAUUUUGGCCCAUUAAACAAUGAAGGAGGAGAAAAACGACUCAAUGUUGCCAUCAGUCGAGCCCGGGAAAAAAUGAUUAUUGUCACUAGUCUUUUACCGGACGAUUUAAAAAGAAUUACCGAGGAAGACGAAAACCGAAAGCCUGGACCCAAACUAUUCAAAAACGGGGAAUUAGCAGAAUUUGGUUCGUUAUUUGAGGAACAAGUCUAUAAUGAAUUAAUAAGUCAAAAUUAUACUCUUGCAAACAGGAUUGAAUGUGAUGGAGAAUAUUGGCAUGGCAAAACCGAAAAUAUUGAAAGAGAUAUUUAUCGGCAACAACUUUUAGAAGAUAAAGUGAACUUCAUGAUAAUCUUGGCUCUGGAAACUAGUUGCGAUGAAACCAGUGUCGCAAUUUUAGAAAAUAAAAAGGUUCUUAGUAAUAUUACCAUUUCUCAAAUAUUAGAACAACAAAAAUAUGGUGGAGUAAUGCCUAGUUUAGCCGCUAAACUACAUAUUAAAAAUAUUCAAAAGGUUCUCUCUAAUGCCUUAUCCAAAGCCAAAAUUUCUCCGGAAAAAAUUGAUUACAUUGCUUAUACGGAAAAACCCGGACUAAUUAUUUGUCUCCAAAUUGGCAAAAUAGUUGCAGAAACUCUCUCUUUAUACCUCAACAAACCACUUAUUACCUGCAACCAUUUAGAAGGGCAUAUUUAUGCCAGUUUCCAUUUCGAUUUUGUUCUUUUGGGUGAGACACUCGAUGAUGCAAUUGGUGAAUGUUUAGACAAAUCAGCUAUUUUAUUAGGUUAUGAUUAUCCGGGCGGACCUAUCAUCGAAAAACUGGCCUUAAAGGGAAAAAAUAUUUAUAAAUUACCUUUUCCAAAAAAUGAUGAAAGUCUAGAUUUCAGUUUUAGUGGUUUAAAAAGUGAAAUUAGUCGGUUAGUUAGCAAGGAAAGAGAAAACAUAAAUGCUAAUAAUUUGGCCUGUUCUUUGCAAGAUGAAAAUUAUUCAAACGAACUAAUAAAAAAAGAAAUUGAAAUGUUAACAAUCGGAAAAUAUGUUAACGCGAAACAUGAUUAUUUAGUAGAAGUGAUUGAUAAUUGUCCCAAAAUUAAAUUUAUUAAUUGUUGCGGUAAUUUUCUUACUGAUUUGGAUUUUCUUUCUAACCUUAAUUCAGAAAAAAUAACUAAUAUUCAUUUGAGAAACAAUAACAUUUCUGAACGAGAUUUAAGUUGUUUUAGUAGGCUUGUAAAUUUAACUACUCUUUUGAUUGGCAAUUCAGUCGAAAGUAAAAUUCAAAAAGGUAUCUUUAACCGUUUUACUGGUAGUUUAGAGUUUUUAAAAGAUUUAACUAUGUUAAAAAGAUUAGAUAUUAGAAAUACUGACAUUGAUAGUGGCUUAGAAUAUUUACCUAAUAGUGUCAAAGAAUUUCAUUGUUCAACCGACGAGAGAAAAGAAAGUAAGGUGAAAGAAAUUGAGACAGAGUUGGAACCUUUUCUCAUCAACUCAGUUAAAAGUAAUCUCCAAGCAGCCAACCAAAAAAUUAACGACCUGCAACAAGAAUUGGAUAAAGAAAAAGGUUGGUGGGAUGAAUGGCUUGCUGAUGAUGUACAAUUCAUAAAUACAACUCUUCGCAGUGGUGGAAAACAACAAGUAUAUUGCUUUUUGCCAGAAGGAGAUAUAUAUGAAUUAAUUGAUAAAAAGGGGACAGUUUGUCAAAAUAACUUUAAAAAUGAUAAGUUUAUAGCAGUAAUAAAGUUAUGA
Molecule: messenger RNA, 3252 nt
Organism: Entrophospora sp. SA101
Lineage: Eukaryota; Fungi; Glomeromycota; Glomeromycetes; Entrophosporales; Entrophosporaceae
Source: the annotation of a GenBank genome assembly